GGAUAAAAAACUGAAAAUUACAAAUGGGCAGCAAUUUGAACUUCUAGUAGCUGAGAUAGAGAAAAAUCCCAGUAUGGUAAAGGGAUGUCAAAGAGGAGUGAAUCCAACCGCUUUUAAUCAGCAAUGGGAGGAUAUUACUAAUUUAUUGAAUGCUCAUGGACCACCUCUGAGGGAUAGUGAUUGUUGGCAAAGGGUGUGGAGAGACUUAAAAUUUAAGGUUAAAAAGAAAUUUGUCAAAUAUAAGCUGGAAUGUAGUAAAACAGGUGGCAGAAGAAAAGGGCAAUUGCUACUUAACCCACUGGAUGAGGCUGUAGCAAAUUUGCUACAAAUUGAUAAACUAAUAAAUCCGCUAGGUGUUGUGCAAGGAAUUGAAACAGCUGGGCGGGAGUUUGAAACUGAAAUACAUUUGCAUUAG
This is a messenger RNA of Rhagoletis pomonella (apple maggot), 415 nucleotides long. RefSeq lists its product as uncharacterized. Bases 74 to 415 code for a protein of 113 amino acids. The transcript has 3 exons. NCBI's taxonomy places the organism in Eukaryota, Metazoa, Arthropoda, Insecta, Diptera, Tephritidae. Gene Ontology annotation, cellular component: nucleus. The record is from RefSeq and is a predicted model, not a curated record.